AUGGCUGUGAGGCGAAUGGUGUUUGCCGUGGCCCUUGCUGGCCUUGCCAUGGCCAAGCCACUCAAGCCAAUCAAGCCGACGGGCACAUUCUGUCCAAUCAUCUGUAUAGACGCGAUUAGCGAUUGCGGCAUACCAUAUGGAGGUUGCUACGAUCCUUGUGUCGACCCUGCUCCUACACCUCUUCCUUGUGACGUGGUGAAUGCAACUUCACAGAGUCCAGUCGUGGUGAGCCCAGUACCAGCGACACCAACUGGUGAGAAUCCGAUUUUGGUGACUCCCGCUGUGGGGAAUUCGACUUCAGUCACUCCAGUCGUGGUGAGCCCAGUCCCAGCAACGCCAACCAGCGAGAAUCCGUUCUCAGUCACGCCUGGUUCGACUUCAGUCACUCCAACCGUGGAGAGUCCAAGUUCAGUCACCCCAGCCUCAGAAACUCCAGAAGACGAGGAAACUCCAGAAGACGAGGAAACUCCAGAAGACGAGGAAACUCCAGACUCAGAGUCACCAAUAUCAGAGGAUCCAGUCCCAGCAGGGUCGGCGGCAGAAGGGGCAGAAGUGACAGACUUGGCAGACGUGCAAAUGGAAAUAGGCUCGACGCCAGAGAACCCACUUCCUUGGAUUCCCGACGAAAACGAAGAUUCAUGGUGGUGGGACUGA
Messenger RNA from Trichoderma harzianum CBS 226.95, 654 nucleotides. RefSeq lists its product as hypothetical. Lineage: Eukaryota; Fungi; Ascomycota; Sordariomycetes; Hypocreales; Hypocreaceae. The transcript is spliced from 2 exons. Bases 1 to 654 code for a protein of 217 amino acids. The record is from RefSeq and is a predicted model, not a curated record.